AUGUCGAUCCAACAAUAUGUACACUCUUGUAAAGAAGCCGUGCAGAUAGUUGUUCAAAUGCUUGAUAAAACACUACCGGAAAUCGAGAACAUUUUCGUGCUCCCGUGUAAGGAGAUGUUGAAGUUCUUGCCGUAUGGUGAAAUGGAAUGUAAAGCUAUCGCAAGCAGAGAUAUCCCGGCAAUUAAGCACUUCCUUGAAUCUGGACAUGCACCAGAAACUGUUUGCCAGAAGCUAAAGGCUUGCUGA
Messenger RNA from Ostertagia ostertagi, 246 nucleotides. The record is from the annotation of a GenBank genome assembly. NCBI's taxonomy places the organism in Eukaryota, Metazoa, Nematoda, Chromadorea, Rhabditida, Trichostrongylidae.